This is a messenger RNA of Aspergillus mulundensis, 1389 nucleotides long. Its product is annotated as Zn(II)2Cys6 transcription factor. Bases 1 to 1389 code for a protein of 462 amino acids. NCBI's taxonomy places the organism in Eukaryota, Fungi, Ascomycota, Eurotiomycetes, Eurotiales, Aspergillaceae. The transcript is spliced from 2 exons. Gene Ontology annotation, biological process: regulation of DNA-templated transcription. The record is from RefSeq and is a predicted model, not a curated record. Gene Ontology annotation, molecular function: DNA-binding transcription factor activity, RNA polymerase II-specific; zinc ion binding.
AUGGUUGGCGUACCUCACAGCACUGGUUGCUCGCGCUGUCGCGAGCGACGGAUCAAAUGCGAUAAAGCCACACCAGAAUGUUCACAAUGCCGCAGAUACGGCCAGCCCUGUCCGGGAUACCGCCGCACCUUCCGCUUUCAAGACGAAGGGCCUGGUCUUGAACGCCGACACCAUUCAUCUGCCGGCCGCGUCCCAAGACCAGCGCCCUCCCCUAGCGAUGCAGCAAGGUCGAUUCGUGAUAAUGCUCUCACCAUGAUACGCCAAUAUUCGUCCAUGUGCGGAGACUACUCCAGCGCUGGCUCUCCCACUCAUAUCUUGCUGGAAAGGCACCAUAUCCAACGCUUUGCAGACUUGAUCCGCACGGCGUUCCCAACAAUGUACUACCACAACCGCUUCCGCGCAACGGACAGGCUUGACUUUCCCUCCUACGUCAUUCAAGACGUCGGCUCUCAUGUCUUCCAGGACGCGGCUGUCGCUUGUCUAAGCUCAGUCUAUCUCGCCUACCUCUCACAAGACGCCGGACUCUUGAAAACAAGCCGGCAGAUGUACGCCCAGUCACUGCACGAGGUCGCCCGGGCCUUGCAGACCCCCGACGCAAUGUCAGACGCUAUGCUGAGCACCAUGAUGAUGCUUAGUGUCUACGAAAUGUACGCCCAGACAAGCGACGAUGCAUGGGUUAUCCACGCGGACGGGGUCAGACGGCUGAUGAUGAGCCGCGGCGCUCAGCCUCACACCAGGGGCAUGGCACGGUCGUGCUACAUCGCAUAUCGAGGCUUUCUAGUCGCAACGGCCGUCUACAAAGGCAAACCUUGUUUCUUGGACGGUGAAGAAUGGCAGCAGCUUUCACACCGAGUCGGAGUUGAAGACGCCCAAAAGUCGAACGAGUGGCCUUUGUCUGUUCGUGCUUCGGAAGUGGUUUUUCGGGAAAUAGUCAAGUGUCCGCGGUACCUUAGCGAGGCGCUAGAGCUCGCAUAUCAAUACCCUUCCUCUUCUGCUAUAGCAGCCAUCCCAGGUCUCUAUCAGCGCGUUGAAACGACCAACAGCAACCUGCUCCAGGCAUCCAUAAAUCUACGGGAAUGCAUGGUCCGUGAUAGGCGCUCACAUUCCCACCAGCCGCAUGAAGAUAUGAUGACCGGGGAAAGUGGACCUUCUCUACUUGUCCAGGGGGCUGAAAGCACCGUUAGUGUGCUGCAAAGUCUGCUCCGUAGACUUGCGAGAGCCGCGUCGGGACACAAUGGCAGUUCGGCUCUGUCGUUUCGCGUUGUAUCGGAGCUGGAUCGGGGUCCGCCUGCGGCUCCUAGUAAUAGGAUUGACUUUCUUGCUGUAACUUGGUUAGAUCGUAUCGCGUCUUCUAUGGGGAUGAUGGGGACUGCUAUUGUUCAAGGGUGA